This is a messenger RNA of Sycon ciliatum, 1387 nucleotides long. RefSeq lists its product as uncharacterized. NCBI's taxonomy places the organism in Eukaryota, Metazoa, Porifera, Calcarea, Leucosolenida, Sycettidae. The transcript has 5 exons. The coding region runs from base 54 to 911 and encodes 285 amino acids. The record is from RefSeq and is a predicted model, not a curated record.
GUUCAGUCUUCAAUUGUUGUCUCAAAAAGAAAGUCCAUUUCAGUGGUGGCAAAAUGGCUGCCACACUAUUUGCAAUGUUUGCUAUUGUGCUGACAAUGUGCCUAGUCGGUCCUCAAGCUGUGAUGUCCUCAGUUUGCCAUGGUGGGAACUGUAGAAAGGCAACGUGCGCAGACAUGCCGAAUGCUCGAGGUGUGGUCCUAGUUACGGGAGAUCAUGGACGAGUAGAAAGGUUGAAUUGCGUUCCAACGCAGAACUGGCAACGCGUGAUUUCGAUCAAUCCUCUGUCGCCGGGUGGCUGCGGAGGCAACUUGGUCUCAGGAACAAAGUCAGACAGGUUUGGAAGGCAAAGGACUCUGUGCACACGUAGGAUCGGAUCCCGUGGAUGUGCUGAAAUCACUGUUAAUCCGUCUUCAGCUUAUCGCUACGUCAAGGGUCGCAUCACCGGCUUUCAGUACAACACUCCGGAUGGUUUCCCCUGGAACUUCAAGAGCCUGACAGAGUCGUACGUCGACGGAGUAUCCAUCACCCAAGUAUCCCCAUGGAAUCAGCGAAAGCACAUUUAUACAUAUGCAGUGGCAUUCGGUGAGGGUCUUCAUGGCCCACACUGUCCCUGCAAUUCCUAUAGUACUUGGAAUCCUCAACCCCAGUUCUUUGUGGGUAGAAACUAUACAUGCGCCGAGUUCCCGCGUUUGAACAACCUCCACCUGUGGCAUUUCGACCCGCAGGACCAUCUGUUUGAAGGCGGCUACAGCUGCGGUCCAGACGGCAGCCGAACCGGCCGCGCACCCGAGUUUGAGGUGGACACUGGACGCAGCUCGACCGAUCCUAUCAGCCUGCGUCUUUGCAUGGAUAAUAAUUAUCUGGACGAAGAUAUUGGUCUUGACUUCGGCGAGAUAUACGUCAGCGCGUAGGUUUUUGCAGACUGUCGUGACGUCUUCGUUCCACGACACAGCCCUGCAUGCACUGACAUCUAUUGUACACCAGUAGCUGAUACCAUUAUGGUGCAACACACCUCACUAUACGUAUCUAGAUUAUUGUACUCAUGCUCAGCAAAAUUCCUUUCAUCAUCAACUCCUCCCCACCUACAUUGUAGCUCUCCCACUAUUCCCCCCCCCCCUCCCUCUCUCUCUUUCUUCCACAGCGGCCAAACAUCACUAUCCCUGCAUUGCAUUAGCGCAAUCGAAUGCUGUUGCUGUCAUUACAUGCGACCAUGGGUGAUUGAAUCAUUCAUUUUUUGGCCCUGUCAUUACAAUCAUGUAAAAUAGAUCAAAACAAUUUGCAUUUCCGACGCAAUUCUCGUACAAUAUCCUGCUUGUUCUAUUUUUACCUUCUCUUUCAGCGCACAUGGAAUGAAAAUUUUGAUAAUGAAAAUUUGAACUCUGUGGAA